Messenger RNA from Eucalyptus grandis, 1861 nucleotides. RefSeq names its product cytochrome P450 81Q32. NCBI's taxonomy places the organism in Eukaryota, Viridiplantae, Streptophyta, Magnoliopsida, Myrtales, Myrtaceae. The record is from RefSeq and is a predicted model, not a curated record. The transcript has 2 exons. Gene Ontology annotation, molecular function: iron ion binding; oxidoreductase activity, acting on paired donors, with incorporation or reduction of molecular oxygen; monooxygenase activity. The coding region runs from base 104 to 1633 and encodes 509 amino acids.
AGUUCGUUCGUUCGUCUGAGAUGAAAAAGGCCGUUUUUUUCCCCAUUCUUAUCCUACAUCUGCCCGCAUAAAUCAUCUUACACUAAGCCAAAAUCAAACGAGCAUGGACGAGCAAAGCGUGCUACCGCUAUUCAUCAUCUCCCUUGUAAUCAUCUUCUUAACUCGAAAGUUAAUCGCAAGGAAGCCCGACCAAAACCUCCCUCCAAGCCCCCCCUCUCUCCCCAUUAUCGGCCACCUCCACCAUCUCAAGAAGCCCGUCCACUGCACCCUCCUCGCCCUCUCCCGGACCUACGGCCCCAUCAUCUCCUUUAGCAUCGGCACCCGUCGCUUCGUCGUCGUCUCUUCCAGGUCUCUCGCCGAUGAAUGCUUCACCCAGAACGACGUCGUCCUUGCUAACCGCCCCCGGUUCCUCCUGGGCGAGUACAUCACCUACAACUACACCGCCCUCGGAUCCGCUCCCUACGGCGACCACUGGCGCAACCUCCGCCGCAUCGGUGCUGCCGAGAUCUUCUCCUCACGCCGCCUCGACGAGUUGCUCGACAUCCGGAGAGACGAGGUGAGGUGCCUCCUCCGGAGACUGCUCAAGCCAGUCGAGCGGCCGGCCGGCGGCUUCGCGAGGGUGGAGAUGAAGUCCGCUUUCACCGAGCUGACGUUCAACGUGAUGAUGAGGAUCACGGCGGGGAAGAGGUACUACGGGGAGGACGUGAGCGACGCGGAGGAAGCGAGAGCGUUCCAGGAAAUGAUCGAGGAGGUCUUCAAAUACGCGGGGACGGCGUAUCCAGGGGAUUUUCUGCCGGUGCUCAGAUGGGUUGGUUACCAGGGGUAUGAGAAGAGGGCGGCCGAGCUCGGGAAGACGAUGGACAGGAUUCUGCAGGGCUUGGUCGACGAGCAUAGGACGAAGAAGAAGGAGGUGGAGUGCGACAGGAAGAAGGAGAAGAGCAUGAUCGAGCACCUCCUCUCGUUGCAGGCGUCAGAUCCGGAGUAUUACACGGACGACAUCAUCAAGGGGUUCGCGCAGUCAAUACUGUUUGCUGGAAUUGAGACAGCGGCAUCCACAAUGGAGUGGGCACUCGCCAAUUUGCUUAACCAUCCUACUAUCUUGGAUAAAGUUAAAGCAGAGGUUGAUUCCCAAAUUGAUCAGAACCGUUUAAUUGAUGAAUCAGAUCUUUCAAGACUGCCUUAUCUUCUGAAUAUUAUCUCAGAGACACUUCGAUUAUAUCCGCCGGCCCCACUUCUCCUUCCACAUUGCUCGUCCGAUGAUUGCAUAAUAGGAGGCUUCAGUGUGCCGCGUGGCACAAUUGUACUAGUCAAUGCUUGGGCCAUUCACAGAGACCCCGAACAAUGGUCCGAACCGACAAGCUUCAAGCCUGAAAGAUUUGAAAGCGGUGACGGUAAUGUGAAUAGGUUGGCAAUACCUUUUGGAUUGGGGAGGAGAGCAUGCCCUGGUGCAUCGUUAGCUCAUAAAAUGAUGGGCCUGACUUUGGGUUCACUAAUCCAAUGCUUUGAGUGGAAGAGGAUCGGCGACCAGGAAGUCGACAUGGUUGAAGUUGAAGGGCUGACAAUGCACAGGGAAAAGCCAUUGGAAACAUUGUGCAGACCACGUGAGAUCAUGGACAAAAUUCUCUCCGAAUAAUCUCGUAAUGUAUGAAAGCGGCUCAAUUCAUGUUAGUAAUUUGGUUUGCAAUAUGAUAAUAGAGUGCGAGCUUUGCUCCCUAUGUGUGUUGUGAACCCUUCAUGACAGCAAGCUUUUAAGAAGACUAGUUUACAAGACGAUUCUGCAAUGCAGGUCAAAUGUUCAAAAUUAGCUCCUUUUAUUUUGCAUGUUUUCCUGUUAAUAAUAACGGUGAUCUACUUAUGUUAA